Symbiodinium sp. CCMP2592 is the source of this 963-nucleotide messenger RNA. The record is from the annotation of a GenBank genome assembly. NCBI's taxonomy places the organism in Eukaryota, Dinophyceae, Suessiales, Symbiodiniaceae.
AUGACGGCAAUGACCACCAACGCUUCUCCUGAUUCGUCACCCGUUGCCGGCAGCAGUGUGGCCAGCAGCAGUACGGUGUACAGGAAUCUCCCAGCGGAAAAAUUGUUCCUGGGCACUGGCUUGGAGAAUGUCACGCGAAGGAAGCCCAAGCGAGGUUCCGACAGUGUUUUCAUCUCCGGGCCACUGGCAGGUGGAGAGAUCAGGUUUUCCGGCGAAUUCGAUGCUGCAGGUGAAGAGGUUCGCCAGCAGCUUCUUUCCGUCCUCGGCUUCAGCGCCAGGUCCAAGGUGGAGAAGAUGCUUGGCUUUAGCGGAGGUCUCAAUCAUGGCAUUUGGUUCCUGUCCGGGACCUGUGGCGAGAGUGGAAGCGACUACGAGGAACUGGUGCUGAAGCUGGUUCGGUGCCAUCGCAUCGCCGACAAUGUUCCCACAGAGGCCGAGAACCUUGUGAAGGUUCACCGCGAGCACUCAAGCAUUAGUAAAGAUGAGAUCCUCGCCUUUCCCAUCAAAAUAUUCAGCUGUUUCGAUGGUCCCACGAAGAAGCACGAUCUCAUUGUGAUGCGAAAGGUUCCAGGAGAGCGGCUCGCCGAAGUCAUUUGCAGAAAGUUCUACAACAACCAGUUGACUUUGCUGGAUGCCAUUUUCGAGAAGCUCGGUGCGACUCUGGCUUCGUUUCACGAGCGCUACGGCAAACAGCAUGGGGACUUUCAGCCCUCCAACAUCUUCUACGACGAUGCCACGGACGUUGUUUACUUUAUUGACAUCGGCGGCAUGGGACUUCCGACGUCGGACACCGAUGUGGAGCUUUGGAGAGCAUUUUCGAGGAGCGAUGACCCUUCUGGCGGGCGCCUACAGCCCGACAUUGCACGAAGAGCUUGCCGAAGCCUUUCAAAGAGGCUAUGGCCCUGCCUGACACUGGCGUGGAAUUGGGGUGCAGGCCCCGUGUCCCUGAAUGCAUCCGGCUAG